AUGAAGGGAAUCAUACGAUUCGAAAAGAACGGGAAGCUCAGUCCUAGGUACGUUGGAUCGUAUAAGAUUAUUUGGAAGAUUGGUACGGUGGCAUACGAGCUUGAUUUGCCUUUAGAAUUGGAAGCCGUUCAUCCUGUAUUUCAUGUUUCUAUGUUGCGGAAGUGCAUUAGAGAUCCUUCACGUAUUAUGCCCAUUGAAAAUAUUUGUAUCACUGAGGAUUUAUCUUAUACAGAGGUACCAAUAGUGAUUUUGGAUCGGCAAGUAAGAAAGCUUCGAAAUAACGAUGUAGCUUUUGUGAAAGUGUCAUGGAGAAAUAACGUCGAGGAAAUGACUUGGGAAGUGGAAGAGAAAAUGAGGAAGGAGUACCCCCAACUGUUUACGACUUGA
Molecule: messenger RNA, 387 nt
Organism: Solanum stenotomum
Lineage: Eukaryota; Viridiplantae; Streptophyta; Magnoliopsida; Solanales; Solanaceae
Exons: 1
Coding region: 1-387 (128 amino acids)
Source: RefSeq, a predicted model, not a curated record